AAAAAAAGUGACGUGCACGCCGGCGCCGCUCAACUGAUGAUUCCUUGACUCCGUCGAGUUCCAAGGGGUGCGCCAGCGUUCCAAUGACACCCUCGAUUGCGUCAUUUAUUAUAUAGAUAACAUACUUUUGCCCGUUGUUGCCGUGUUUUUAUACAACAUCUUCCUUUGCAGUUUAGCUUCAAAGCUAUUUCUUGCCAUGCCUCUUUCGUUCGUUGUCAGGCAUGCGAUGUCUGAACGUGUCCUGUUGCAAGCCAAGAAUUCCCUUCCAAACUCUCUAGGAUGAAACUUAGAUGAAUUAUUAAUAAAUUUUAAAGUCUCAAAUGUAUUGAUUUUUAUUACAAUAAAUUCUAAAGUCAAGUAUUAUGAUCCCCUAUACUUAUUAGACUCUUUGAUUAUGACAUUAUUUAGACAGCGCGUCACUGCGCAUGUUACAAAAUUGUACAAAAUGGACAAAGACAUCGUGAUUCAACCCAAAGAGUAAGUAUAGGGGAAAUUCAACCUCAAAAUGUGUUUGUAAAAAUGUAAAAUAUUUAUUAUAUUUAUUUAAUUCACCAAUAGUUAGAUACUUACCGUAAAAUUACGUAAAGAUAGACGUUUAUAUAUUUAUUAUAUAUUUUUUAAACCGAUAAAACUCGCAGUCGGAGAUAAUCGAUUAUGAUUUAAAGAAAAAUGUUGAAAGCCUUAAUUCGUCGAUGAAACAAUGGCGGCAACUUACAGCCCAUAGAUUUAUAAAUAUAACAUACAUACUGUAAUAUAUUUAGGUUUACCCACAUAAGAUUUUAUUAAGUAAGAUAACGUAUAAAUAAGCUUACAGAAUUGUAACCAUCAGUUCGCAAUAUACGCUUGCUAUAAGUAGACGUUGCCUUAUUUUUACUCCCGACACUUCAGUGGCGACGAGGACCACAAUUGGUGCAAAACAUUGAAGUUCGUCUACCAUGUCUACAAUCAAUUAAAGAAAAUGUCGGUCGGCAAAGUCGGAAAGAUUCGCGAUUUUGACGUGAAGUCGGGAAACUGGACUUGUACGAGGAGCGUUUGCAGAUGUUCUUCAAGGUAAAUAAGGUCGAGAAGGACAUGUGGCUUCCGAUGCUGAUCACGGGCGUGGGAGAUGAAACUUAUGAACUGCUGAGCACGCUGUGCAAUCCAAGAAAACCGGGGGAUGUAACGUACGAAGAGGCCGUGAUAAUUUUGAAAAACCACCUACAACCGAAACCUGCAGUCAUGUCGGAACGGUAUCGGUUCAGACAAAGAAGACAGAACGAGGGUGAAAGCGUAACACAAUAUUUGACCGAGUUAAAGAAACUCUCCAAAACGUGUGAGUUUGGUGCAAAUUUGGAGGAAAAUUUACGUGACCAGUACGUAUGCGGAGUGAAGAGUGACAUCAUCAGACAAAGGUUGUUUGCAGAAGACACAUUGACGUACUCAGGAGCAGUCAAAUUGGCGGUUGGACUGGAGGCGGCCGAGCGGGAUGCGGCAGUCGUAGAACAGAAAGCGACGGCGGAAACAUCUACAAUCGUAAACACCUGGCGGGCAAGGCGUGGGCGCGGUCGGUUUGCGGAGCAGGCAGCGGAACCACGAACGAACAAUGGGCGUGCGAUGCGGGACAGCGAGAAAGGCGCCGGGGGCUGCACGGUGUGCGGCGGGCGAGGACACAGCAAGGAGGAGUGCCGCUAUAAGUUUUUGUUUGUAGCAAAUGCAAACAAAACGGACAUUUGAGGCGUGUGUGUCCGCGGACGGAGGCGAACAGUGGCGGGAAGAGGCGCAGAGUAAACCACCUGGACGCCACCACGAGCGACCAUCUGAGGGUAGGAGCGGACGAACCCAGCUUCGGACGAAUUUGAGGAAGAACUUCAUCAACUAUGUUUGAGCGGUUACAAACCGGUGAGUUUAACAUUACUGAUUGAUGAUAAAACAGUAAAAAUGGAGCUAGACACAGGCUCGGCAAUUUCAUCUAUCAGUAAGAAAACAUAUGAUAAACUUUUUAACAAUAGAGUAAUUAAACCAGUUAAUUUAGUGUUAAUUUUUUAUGAUGGUAGCAAUAUAAGGCCAUUAGGAGUGAUAAGACCAAAAGUUCAAUACAAAGAUAAAAUAAAACAUCUAGAACUGUUUGUGAUAGAUGGGGGUACAACGUCAUUAUUGGGCAGGCAAUGGUUAAUAGAAUUGGGUAUUAAAAUACCUCCUUUUCGACAAGAGAUUAACUAUAGUGUACCCAAAAUGUCUGAGACUGUCGACUGUUUGUUGAACAGGUAUAAAGAAUUGUUCAGCGAAGGGCUGAGGCGGUACACCGGCGGCAAAGCAACUCUCCGACUGCGGGAGGGUGCGAAGCCGGUGUUUUGCCGCGCGCGACCGCUGCCUUACGCUCUGAGGGCUCAGGUCGACGCGGAGCUGGACGCCAUGUUGCGCGCGGGCAUCAUUGAGCCCGUGGAGUGCUCAGACUGGGCGACGCCUUUGGUACCGAUGGGGUUUACCGAGACAAAUAGUCUCAGAUAACGGACCACCGUUCACAAGCAAGGAAUUGGCCGACUUUUUGGCAAGUCAGGGAGUUGAUCACAUUUUUUCUGCUCCGUACCACCCAGCAUCGAAUGGGGCUGCAGAAAAUGCAGUACGUACGGUUAAAAAAAUUAUAAAAAAAGGUUUUAAACAAAAAGGGAACAUUAAUUUAUUGUCGCUUAAAAAGACCAUUUUAAUAGUAAUGUUAUUAAUUUAUAUUAAAAAAAUAAUAGCUUUUGAAGGCUAAUUUUUCUAUUUCAUUUAAGGGUGUUUUUAAUAUCGUGCGGAUAUCAUCACGCGUGCGGGAUUGCCCCGCAUGCGUAAGCCCCGCAAAUGUCCUUUUCAUAAAAGUAUUUAUUAUAAUGCGUGGAAUACGGACGCGGGACUAUAGACUAUCGGGUUUCACGCUGCGUGAAAUUUUCUGCAUGCGGGGCAAUACCGCACGCGUGACGAAAUCCGCACGAUAUUAAAAACACCCUUAUAACAUUGUAAGAUAGACAAGAUGUUAUGUUA
Molecule: messenger RNA, 3000 nt
Organism: Spodoptera litura
Lineage: Eukaryota; Metazoa; Arthropoda; Insecta; Lepidoptera; Noctuidae
Source: RefSeq, a predicted model, not a curated record